Molecule: messenger RNA, 968 nt
Organism: Drosophila novamexicana
Lineage: Eukaryota; Metazoa; Arthropoda; Insecta; Diptera; Drosophilidae
Product: rab-like protein 3
Exons: 3
Coding region: 71-892 (273 amino acids)
Biological process (GO): intracellular protein transport
Cellular component (GO): endomembrane system
Molecular function (GO): GTPase activity
Source: RefSeq, a predicted model, not a curated record
GCACUGCCAAAACAAAGCGCAAUGCAACAAUAAUUUGAUUGUGUUAAGCUGAUGCCACGACAACUUGAUAAUGAAUAAUCGCGUGCGCAUUGUCGUUGUUGGUGAUUCGGGUGUGGGCAAAACAUGCUUAACGCAUUUAAUUGCACACAAUGAGUCGUUGAUACGACCGGGCUGGACAGUUGGCUGCAACAUACAGGUCAAAAUUCACGAGUUCAAGGAGGGCACUGCUCGUCAGUGCCCCUAUUUUAUUGAGUUGUUUGACAUCGGUGGCUCACUCAGUCACAAAAAUACGCGCAGCGUCUUCUACAGUGGCAUACACGGCGUUAUAUUGGUACACGAUCUGACGAAUGGCAAAUCGCAGGAGCAGCUGCUCGACUGGCUAUACGAGAUUGUCAACAAAGAGGGCAAGGAUACGUACAAAUGUCGCAGUGCCUCGUUGCCGCCAUCGCCAUCGCCCGUCUACGGCACCGAUGCCCAUAUGCGUUUCGAUUUGGAGGAGUUUUUAGGCUCCACACAAAUACCAAUACUGGUAAUGGGCACCAAGCUGGAUCUGAUCGAUGAGAAGCGUCAACCCAAAACAGCUGUAAAGAAAGCUGGCGGUAUAGCGGACAAAUGCGGAGCCGAAGAAAUUUGGCUCAACUGUCGGGACACACGCAGUUUGGCUGCCGGCACUACCGAUGCGGUCAAGUUGUCGCGCUUUUUCGACUGUGUCAUCGAGAAGCGCGAAAGCAACGGUUGUUCUGGCGCGCAUAUGGUCGGCCCCAAUGCCACCGACAGACGCCGAGCCGCUAACUCACAGCCCACCAGCCCAGAGUUUCCGAUGUAUGCAGGCAAAACGUCAGCAGACGUCAACAGUUUUGUACCGCUGCUGGAAACUAGCGACCUAAAAUAAACCACCAAUAAUUAAGGUUUAAAAGUUAAAAUUUAAGUAAAUAUAUAUUACAACUUAUAUACUUUUACACUAAAAA